ACACACCUUCCUUGGGCAGAGUCUCUCUUUCAGAAAAGGCCUCUGUGGGCGACUUGCAGAUUGUACCUAGGGCCACUCAGCAGCGCAGCCUUCGAAGACUCAAGGGGUACUGGAGCUCCGAGAGACCAGAGUGACUGAGGAUGGUACUGGUGACCUUGCUUGGACUCAGCUGGUUUUGUUCACCCCUGGCAGCCCUGGUUCUGGACUUUAACAACAUCAAGAGCUCCGCGGAUGUGCAAGGCGCGGGGAAGGGCUCGCUGUGUGCAUCAGACAGGGACUGCAGCGAAGGGAAAUUCUGCUUAGCGUUUCACGAUGAACGGUCCUUCUGUGCCACGUGCCGUAGAGUUCGCAGGAGGUGUCAGAGGAGCGCCGUGUGCUGCCCAGGAACGGUCUGUGUGAAUGAUGUUUGCACUGCAGUGGAAGACACAAGGCCAGUGAUGGACAGAAACACUGACGGCCAAGACGGCGCCUAUGCAGAAGGAACCACUAAAUGGCCAGCAGAGGAAAACAGACCUCAGGGGAAGCCCAGUACGAAGAAAUCACAAAGCAGUAAGGGACAGGAGGGAGAAAGCUGUCUUAGAACCUCUGACUGUGGCCCUGGACUUUGCUGUGCUCGCCAUUUUUGGACAAAAAUUUGCAAGCCAGUUCUACGAGAGGGACAAGUCUGCUCCAGGAGGGGGCACAAAGACACUGCCCAAGCCCCAGAAAUCUUCCAGCGUUGCGACUGCGGGCCUGGACUAACGUGCCGAAGUCAGGUGACCAGUAACAGACAACAUUCAAGGCUAAGAGUAUGCCAAAGAAUAUAAGUUGUAAAAACACGGGACUUGUUGUUGUGUUCACACAGAAUCAAUCCCUGGCACUAAUUUUAUUAUAUUUGUUAUUUUGUUUUCUGAGACAGGGAUCUCACUGUGUAGCCCUGGCUGGCCUUGCACUCAUUGAGAUCUGCCUGCCUCUACCUCCUGGAUGCUUUUUUUUUUUUUGGGGGGGGGGGGCGGGGGCGGGGGAGGAGCUUUCUGAGACAGGGUCUCAAAGUAAGCUAUGUAGGCCAGCAAACUCAUGGCCUCAAACGCAUGAUCCCCUGACCUCAAGUGCGUCUUGGGAUUACAGGCGAGCAUGUUACACUCAGCACAUAAAUAAAGCCCAAUCUCCUAGCAACUGAGACAGACAGCAAGCAGAUACUGAGAUGCUAUACUCUGAUGAGCCAGCGACUUUUGGCUUUGCGUCUACUAUCUACAGUACUGACAGGACUUUACAAUAAAACAGCCCGGACACAGUGACUCAAUCCGUUCAAAUAAAUCUUUUUUAAAAAUUGAAA
Molecule: messenger RNA, 1315 nt
Organism: Mus musculus (house mouse)
Lineage: Eukaryota; Metazoa; Chordata; Mammalia; Rodentia; Muridae
Gene: Dkk4
Product: dickkopf WNT signaling pathway inhibitor 4
Exons: 4
Coding region: 141-806 (221 amino acids)
Biological process (GO): negative regulation of Wnt signaling pathway
Cellular component (GO): extracellular region
Source: RefSeq, marked provisional